AUGGCAGGCUUCGGGAAGAGCACGAAGGAUUACAAAGAUAGCACGCUUAUCACUGCCACUGCGUUGGACGCAGGUGUCCCUUCGCCAGCAGCCGGCGCUUCGAAUGAUGUACGUCUGAUUCUGGAGGACGACAAGUCAGACGACGGCCUGAAGACGACGGAUCCUGAGCGGCAUGAGUCGGACGACGAGAGAAAGCUCGUCAAUGGUGGUGUCGUUAUCAGGGAUGGCAACGAUGUAGCAAGAUACGUCGUUAGUACCCAAGACGAUGGAGAUGCAUCUUGUACCUUUCGAUCGUUCAUCAUUGGCUCUGGCCUUACAGCCCUUGCGGCCUGCAUCAAUCAAAUUUACUUUUAUAAGCCUGUCGAUGUUUCAUUUGCCUCGGUGUUUCUGUGCUUGAUGGCAUAUGUGAUCGGAGUUGCUUGGUCAGUUGUGCUUCCUCGACGGCAGCAUGUGGAAAAGUAUCUUCCAUCGCAAGCGAAAUGGCUUGAACCAGUUGUUCACUUUAUCAACCCAGGCCAUUUUGGGUUGAAGGAACAUGCCGUCGCAUCGAUCCUUUCCACAUCGAGCGGAAAUGGCGCUGCAAUCGUGCAGGUGUUUGGUGCAGAACGGCUGUUCUACAACCGCAGCACCGACCCUGCUACUGCAAUUCUGACAGUUUUCUCGGCAUCAAUCUUCGGAUAUGGUCUCGUUGGCAUCCUGAGAUCCAUCAUCGUUCAUCCGAGUGAGAUGGUCUGGUGGCAAUGCCUCCCCAUGAUCUCCAUCUAUCAGACUCUCCACCGCGAGCCCGAAGGCAACAACAAAGACAGGCUCCGAGUGUUUGGCUUCACCUCCAUUGGCAUGUUUAUAUGGGAGCCCAUAGUAUCCUACGUCUGGCCCUGGCUGAACGGCAUCUCCAUCCCAUGUCUCGCUUCUAUGAAGGCCGCACCACCAACUCGGAAGGUCCUAAUGACCAUCUUUGGCGGCAUCAACUCCAACGAGGGCCAGGGAAUCUUCAACUUCUCCCUGGACUGGCAGUACAUCACGUCGCGAUACAUGUCCCUGCCGCUCCUACAACAAGCCAACUCUUGGGUGGGCAUCGUGCUCUCUUACAUCAUGUGCUUCAGUCUCUACUACGGUGGAGCAUGGGGUGCCAAGAAGUUCCCUUUCAUGUCCACGGCCAUGUUUGACGGGAAGACUGGCAAGGUCUACAACCAGACGGCUGUGUUUGGGCAAAACGCGAUCCUCGAUACUGAGGCGUUGGAGGUACAUGGGCUCCCUCGGUUGACGGCGUCCAACGUCUGGGCGAACAUGGCCGCGAUGGCUGCCAUAGGAGCGCUACUGACCCAUAUCGCUCUGUUUUACGGGCCACUCAUUAAGCGGUCUUUGAAACAAGCCUGGAAGAAGGAAGAGACAGAUAUUCACUACAAGAUUAUGCAAGAAAAUUACAAAGACGUACCGAUCUGGUGGUACAUUGUCAUCCUUCUCGUCGGCUUCUUCACUGGCCUUGGUGCCGUCAUCAAGGGCCACACCACGCUUGAUGCCUGGGCGUAUGUUUGCGCCAUUCUUCUCGGAUGCAUUGUCGCGCCAUUUUCGCUAUGCUUAUACGGCCUACUGGGCACUAGCGUCGCCACGAACAACCUUUCCAAGAUGCUGUGCGGCGUACUUCAACCCGGAAAACCUGUCGCCAAUUUAUACUUCUCGAUGUUCAGUCACGAGGUUACUGUCCUCUCUGUAUUCUUGUCAACUGACCUCAAGAUGGCCCAAUAUCUCAAGAUCCCGUGGAGAACCAUGUUCAUCCUGCAAACUUGGGGAAGUCUAUUUGGGACAGCUCUGAACUACGUUAUAAUGGACACAAUUGUAGCAAAUCGCCGAGAAAUCCUCCUUGACCCUAUCGGCACCCAAGUUUGGAGCGGACGCAAGAUUCAGUCUCUUAACACGACUGCAGUCACCUGGUCUCUCGCCAAGUAUGUCUAUGGAUUCGGCAAAGAUGGUUAUGGCUGGAUUCCUCUCUCCAUCGUCGUCGGGGCUGCUAUCCCCGUUGCCUUGUGGCUUGUAUCCAAGAAGUACAGGACUAUCUAUGGCUGGGAAGUAAGCAAGUUCGUCACCCCUGUCAUAUUCCACAAUGCCUCAGAGACGACAUCUGGAACUACUUCUGUCAUCUGGUCUCAGGUCGUGGUUGGCUUGUGGUCUCAAUGGUACAUGCGUUUGCGUCAUCCUGCCUGGUUCGGCAAAUACAACUACAUCGUCGGCGGUGGUCUCGAUGCAGGCGCCAAGGUCAUGAUGUUCAUCUUGACCUUUGCCGUUGCGGGUGGAUCAGGGAAAGAGGUGCCAUUUCCCACGUGGUGGGGAAACCCGGAAUCCAGUUCCAAGCAGUACGCUGAUUACUGCGGUACUGGCUAG
Colletotrichum costaricense is the source of this 2379-nucleotide messenger RNA. RefSeq names its product oligopeptide transporter 8. Gene Ontology annotation, molecular function: oligopeptide transmembrane transporter activity. Lineage: Eukaryota; Fungi; Ascomycota; Sordariomycetes; Glomerellales; Glomerellaceae. The record is from RefSeq and is a predicted model, not a curated record. Gene Ontology annotation, biological process: transmembrane transport. The coding region runs from base 1 to 2379 and encodes 792 amino acids. The transcript is spliced from 12 exons. Gene Ontology annotation, cellular component: plasma membrane.